Molecule: messenger RNA, 1149 nt
Organism: Saccharomycodes ludwigii
Lineage: Eukaryota; Fungi; Ascomycota; Saccharomycetes; Saccharomycodales; Saccharomycodaceae
Exons: 1
Coding region: 1-1149 (382 amino acids)
Biological process (GO): biosynthetic process
Molecular function (GO): pyridoxal phosphate binding; catalytic activity
Source: RefSeq, a predicted model, not a curated record
AUGCCUCACCAAGAAGAUUUUGAAGUUGAACGUUACAUGGAUGACCAUGAAAAUAUAGUUGAAUACAAUAUAGCUGAAACCUGUUGUAGUUCAUUAUCAUUAAAUGAAGUAGCUGAGAUAUCUGGUAACAAGUUUGAAUUUGAUUAUAAUAUGAAAUUUGUUUACGGUGCUAUUAAAGGUAGUGAUAGGUUGCGUAGUUUGAUAGCUAAAAUGUAUUCUGAAGACGGCAUUAGCCUUGACAAAGACAAUGUUUUGAUCACAAAUGGUGCGAUUGGCGCUAACUUUCUGGUUGCCUAUGCUUUAGCAGGUCCAGGGGAUCAUAUAAUUUCUGUUGCUCCAACCUAUCAGCAAUUGUUCAGUGUUCCAAAAAUGUUUGGUGCAGAAGUUUCGUUAUUGCAAUUAAAGGAGGAAGAUGGGUUCACACCUAAUUUAAAUGACUUGAAAGGAUUGAUUAGACCAAACACAAAAUAUAUUAUAAUCAACAAUCCUAACAAUCCUUUGGGCAGUGUUAUCGAGAAUUCUUUGUUGAAAAAAAUUGUUGACAUUGCUAGACUGCAUGAUAUCCAUAUUUUAUGCGAUGAGGUUUAUAGACCAUUGUUUCAUUCUUGCGAAACUCCCUUUUCCAUUACUUCAAUUUACGGCAAAGGAAUAUCUACUUGCUCUAUGUCAAAAGCUUUUUCUAUGGCUGGAACAAGAUUAGGUUGGAUUGUUUCUCAGGACAAAAGUUUGCUAAGUGCUUGUGCAAGCAGAAGAGAUUACAAUACUAUAUCGAUUUCGGUGAUUGAUGAUUAUAUAGCCACUUAUGUUUUAUCCAAUAAGGAUGCAAUUUUAAAACAUAAUAUAGAAUUAUGUAGGGGAAAUUUAGAGUUUUUAACUAACUGGAUUGACGAUAACAAAGACAUUGUUGAGUUUUACAAUGUUCCAAGGGGUGGAUCGGUUUGUUUGGUUAAGUUGAAAAAUAUUCCUAACUGUUAUGAUUUCUCGAGUUGGUUGGCUAAAACUUGUAAAGUUUUGGUUGUUCCUGGUAUAACUUUUGGUGUACCAGGAACUAUUCGUAUUGGUUAUGGUAAUGCAAGAAAAGACUUGGAGGCUGCAUUACCUAUUUUAUCAAAGGCUAUUAAAAAGUGGCAAAACUUAAAUAGAAGUUAG